AUGAAGGCAGGAGGCGCAGUUGAAGGUGGUGAAGUAACAAAAGUACCAAGAGGGAACAGGGUGUUUGCCAUAAUAGACCUUAUUCUCAGAAUUGUGGCCAUUUCUGGAACAUUGGCAAGUGCUGUGGCAAUGGGAACUACAGAUGAAACUCUUCCUUUUUUCACUCAGUUCAUACGAUUCAGGGCUCAGUACGAUGACAUUCCGACCUUCCGGGUUUUUGUGAUUGUAAAUGCAACAGUAUGUGGAUAUCUAGUCUUGUCUCUAGCCAUUUCCACUUUUCACAUCGUGAAGAGCAGAGCGGCGAAGACUAGGACAGUGCUAAUCUUUUUGGACUCGAUAAUGCUAGCUGCAGUCUCUGCUGGAGCCUCAGCAGCAGCAGCAAUUGUGUAUUUAGCACAUAAUGGGAAUGCAUCAGCUAACUGGUCUGCUAUUUGCCAACAAUUCCAAAACUUCUGUGAGCGCACUUCUGGUUCUCUUAUUGGCUCAUUUGGUGCAGCACUUAUUUUCAUUCUGCUCAUCUUUCUGUCAGCCAUAGCAUUAUGUAGGCUCUGA
Molecule: messenger RNA, 552 nt
Organism: Fraxinus pennsylvanica
Lineage: Eukaryota; Viridiplantae; Streptophyta; Magnoliopsida; Lamiales; Oleaceae
Source: the annotation of a GenBank genome assembly